This is a messenger RNA of Neospora caninum, 1197 nucleotides long. RefSeq names its product 60S ribosomal protein L3, related. NCBI's taxonomy places the organism in Eukaryota, Apicomplexa, Conoidasida, Eucoccidiorida, Sarcocystidae. The transcript has 6 exons. The record is from RefSeq and is a predicted model, not a curated record. Gene Ontology annotation, biological process: ribosomal large subunit assembly; translation. Gene Ontology annotation, molecular function: structural constituent of ribosome; RNA binding. Gene Ontology annotation, cellular component: cytosolic large ribosomal subunit; ribosome. Bases 1 to 1197 code for a protein of 398 amino acids.
AUGUCCCACCGGAAGUUUGAGCGACCUCGCCACGGCUCCCUGGGUUUCCUGCCCAGGAAGCGAUGCAAGCGCCAUAGAGGAAAAGUAAAGGCCUUCCCUAAGGAUGACCCGUCCAAGCCCCCCCACCUCACAGCCUUCAUGGGCUACAAGGCUGGCAUGACCCACGUCGUUCGCGAGCUCGACAAACCCGGCUCGAAGCUCCACAAGAAGGAGAUCGUCGAGGCUGUGACCGUCGUGGACACGCCGCCCAUGGUCUGCGUGGGUGUCGUUGGCUACAUCGAGACGCCGCGCGGCCUGCGUGCGCUCGUCACAGUCUGGGCGGGUCAUUUGUCAGAUGAGUGCAAACGUCGCUUUUACAAGAACUGGUACAAGAGCAAGAGAAAGGCGUUCACCAAGUACGCCAAGCGCUACGGAGACAACAACAAGAUGGAGGCAGAGCUGACCCGCAUGAAGAACUACUGCUCCGUUAUCCGCGCCAUCUGCCACACCCAGCCGUCCAAGACCCCCAUUGGAUCCAAGAAGGCUCACGUCAUGGAGAUCCAAGUCAACGGAGGUUCCGUCGCCGAAAAAGUUGAUUUCUGCACGAAGAUGUUCGAGACAGCUGUGCCCGUUAAGGCCGUCUUCACUGAGGGCGAGAUGCUCGACGUCAUCGGUGUCACCAAGGGUCACGGAGUCAAGGGUGUGGUGUCGCGUUGGGGAGUGACGCGUCUGCCGCGCAAGACCCAUCGUGGACUGCGCAAGAUCGCGUGUAUUGGAGCCUGGCAUCCGGCGCGUGUCCAAUUCCAAGUGCCUCGCCACGGUCAGAAGGGUUACUUCCACCGCACAGAAAUGAACAAGAAGGUGUACCGUGUCGGCAACGGUGCGGACCCUCGCAACGCCACCACGGAGUCGGAUCUCACGGAGAAGCGCAUCACGCCCAUGGGAGGCUUCCCGCACUACGGCACGGUGAACAACGACUUCUUGCUCAUCAAGGGCUGCAUCGUCGGCUGCAAGAAGCGCCCGAUUACGUUCAGAAAGACCCUCGUCACGCGCACGUCUCGCAAGGCCCUGGAACCGGUCAACCUCAAGUUCAUCGAUACCUCCGCCAAGUGGGGGCACGGUCGCUUCCAGACUUCGGAGGAGAAGGCCAAGUUCUACGGACCGCUCAAGAGCCGUGCGCCUGUCAUUCUUGCUUUGUUGGAAGCCGCUCGCAUGUGA